Molecule: messenger RNA, 8312 nt
Organism: Lymnaea stagnalis (great pond snail)
Lineage: Eukaryota; Metazoa; Mollusca; Gastropoda; Lymnaeidae
Source: the annotation of a GenBank genome assembly
ACAGUGAAUAAUUAGUUCAAGCAAUUUCGUUAAGUUUCAAAAUAAAUUUGUUUUAAUCUGGUGAACCCGAAUUUCAAUUUCAAUCAUAAACAUUACAUCAUUUUAUUUUAAUAAAUUCACUUUAAAAAAGAAACAUGGGCCUAUCAAAAUAGUAUUAUAUUUCUGAUUUGAGGCAUGCGCCCCAUGUAGAUUACCAAUGGUAUAGCUUAAACACUAUUUUGCGUGCUUAAAAUGGUUGUUUGUUUUUUUUUUGUGUUUUUUUUGGUAUGUCUUAUGUAGGUCAUUGGGACUGAGAUAGAUAGGCCACAGUUGACAGUGUAACAUGGCGUCUGUUAACGACUGUACACCUAAACGAAUUGUAAAGCUUGGUCACAGAAAUGUCGAGUUCCCGUCUGUUCAUUUGAAAGUUAUGGAGGAUUGCAAUCAUUUAUUAAAGGACAUUACCGCAUUACGCAAUGAGAUGCAUCAAAAUGGGUAUGUUAAGACACAUUCAUGUGUGGAAUAAAUCAAUCAAAUGAUAUAUUUAUACAAUCUGAGUAUCUCUCCUUAUCUUUUGAAUUAAUACGGACUAAGAGCUGGGCCGUGCGAAAAAGGUGGUGAUGAAGGGGGCACACGCUGGGGCGCCAAAAUCGUAAUUUUUCAUUCAAACUAUGUGUAUCAAUAACCACUAUUUUGGGAAGAGCCUUUGCUAGCCACGACCCAGACUGGGGGACAAGCAAGUGUAUCUUAGAAAUCUUGCUAAGGUUGUCAAAGGGAAACAACCAGAGGCGCAGGUAUGCCUAGGGCUGGGGGGAGGAAACAGUAAAUUUGCUUCCAAUAAGAGUUGGUGGAGGAAUAAUAUCUACCCGCCCCCCCCCCCCCCCCCCCCCCCCCCCCCCCCCNGUAACAAAAUUAAUUUGAAAAAGAAAAUAAUACAAAUACUGAAUUAUUUUUAUAUUUUUUUUUUUUUUUUGUCGUUGGGAGGGGGUAUUAUUAGGAAGGGGGAAGGGAGGGAUAUGAUAUUGUCAAGUUAAGGCUGUGAAUUGAAGUACAACCCUCUAGCAUGGAGCUACAUUUGUUUUGACCGCACAGCCACGCGGGCAAAUUUUAAGAAUGAAAUUAAAAAUUAUAGACAGAAUAAUUUAUUAUUAUUUUUGUAAAAUAAUUAAAGGAUUUGAUAAUUUUAUUUGCUGAAAAAUGUAAAAUACAUUUUUUAUCAAUCCUACAAUUGAAUAGUAAAAAAUGUUAGAACAAUUUUGAACUCUACAUUUUUCUAUUACUAGUAUUAAUAGUGACCUCCCAAAGUAAACUCCAAUACCAUGCCUGGCACAAUACACAGUAAAAAAUUUACCGUCCAAGGUCUUGGGUGGAAGAGGGUUGACUUCCACCAUGCCAUUUGAGUAAUAAUGGCUAAUGGGGGCAACGUCUUCUUUAUUGGGUCCUACUGAGAAACUGUCUUCAAUGCAUAUUCAGUAACUGCAUAAAAAAAUAAAUCCUUAGUGGAUAUCGAUAAUUCCUAUCAAGACCAUUAGGCUACCCGUCAAAAAAAAAAAAAGACAUGUAUGAAGGAUUCAAUUAAUCAUAAUAAUGGAGAAUUUUAAAGAGGAUACACAUGCAUAUUCUGAAAAUGCAAAACUGUUCCGAACUAUUCAAAUUAAAACUCUUUAGAUCGCCACCCCCAUUUUCAUUGGUUUUUUGGUUUUGUUUUUGGUUUUGUUUUUUGGUUUUGUUUUUGGUUUUGUUUUUGGUUUUGUUUUUGGUUUUGUUUUUGGUUUUGUUUUGAUCAAUAAACAAAGGUUUUAUACAGUAAAUUUUUGGCUUAGAUGGACGUUUGGGAGGGGGAGUAAUGCGUUAUUAUGUUAGACGAAGAUCAGAACUGAUUUAUAUGUAGCCAAAAUAAUGUCCGUUUCAACAGGUAUUUGUUGAUUAGGGGACUCCAUGAUAGAAGUGAGGUACUAGCUGCGAGGGAGGCAGUGCUGGAAUACAUUGGCUCGUAUGGGGACACACUUGACCGAAGUCACCCGAUCGGAGACGGAGUUUUACGAGAAGGAUGUGGGCUGGGUUGCCUCCCAGUGAUUGAGGUGAAAGAAGAGUUUAUCACAUGUUGGUUUACCAUCGAUGAUAAAUAAAAUGUCACGUGAAGGCAGGGCGGGAGGCCUUGACCGGGUAGAGUUAACACUGUUUAUUUAGUCACAUGCAUUCAGUGGUGUAACUAGGGUUAGUGCCGCCUGGGGUGAGCCAAGAUGUUUACCACCCCAUGGGAAAACUCUGCAGUUAGACAAAAAUGCCGCCCCUUAAUAUUUAAGGAAAAAAAUGCCGCCCGGCAUUAUAAAUCAGACACGUUACCCAGUGCGGUCCACAUUGUCAUUUGUGAGCAUUUGCAUGAACUCAUAGUUUGUCAAUAUUUGGGGUUUGUUCACAAAACAAUAAUCAAUCAAACAAAGGUUUAAAUUAUUAUUCAAAAAGAAAAAAACCUAAAUGACCAGCCCAUUAGCAUGGGGCGAUAAAUAGAUAAAUAGCGAAGGGUGUAGAUGAGCCAGAUGUGAUAACCGUGUCUCGGGGACUGGCUUUAACUUAAUUAACUUGUCUCUAAUUUGGACAAUGGUGUAUGGCCUAUUCCAGGCAGUGACGUAUGGAGGGGGGGGGGAACCGGGGGUGUGGUCUGCCAUGGGCGGCAAUUUAUUUCUUUAUAUGGAGGGUCGGCAUUUUCGACCAACAGCAUAGUUUUUUUUUCGUAGAAGUGGGCAGUAAAAAUUAUCGUCAGCCUUGGGCGACACUAACCCUAACUACGCCACUGAUUCUAGGCGUUCUGUAACUUUUCAGCAUCGACCCAUCCCUUCUUGAGUUCAAAUCAUUCCCUGCCUCGAUUUUAAAACAUAUUUCCGCAGCCCCCCCCCAUGUUAAAAAUGCAAAUAAAACGGCAACCAGUUUUUUCUGGAGCUUCCCGCACCCCAUUGACACUGCCUCCCGCAUGUCAUGGGAAUGCGGGUACCCUUGUAAAAAACAUCAUGCUCUAUUCUGUUAAGAAAUUUUUACUGUUUUCUUUUCACCAGGGUCGUAAUGACAUCUCUCACAAAGACAUUGUGCUCUCAGUCGUUGAAGGGAAGAGACGUGAGUGUUACAGUAACAAUACAGUAACAAUAUAGUAACAAUACAGUAACAAUACAGUAACAAUACAGUAACAAUACAGUAACAAUACAGUAACAAUACAGUAACAAUAAUUACAGUAAAAAUACAGUAAAUUACAGUAACAAUGCAGUAACAAUAAUACAGUAACAAUAUAGUAACAAUACAGUAACAAUACAAAAACAAUACAGUAAAAACAAUACAGUAACAAUACAGUAACAAUGCAGUAACAAUACCGUAACAACAAUACAACAACAAUACAGUAAAAAUACAGUAACAAAACAGUAACAAUAUAACAAAAAAUAGCAACUGAAAGGGUUUUGUACAUUAAGAGCCUUUAAAAAAUCAAUUUCCAAAACAAAAAAAAAGGGGCAACUGUAUCAUUGCCCGACUCGAUAACAAAUUUGAUUAUUUUGAUGUUUUCAGAAACUUUUUUUUUUGUAAUAAAAAAAAACAACAAAAAAAAAAAAACAGGUAGCACAUUGAUAACUAGUCAGUUAAACAAUACAACAAAAAUACAGUAAAAAUACAGUAACAAAACAGUAACAAUAUAACAAAAAAUAGCAACUGAAAGGGUUUUGUACAUUAAGAGCCUUUAAAAAAUCAAUUUCCAAAAAAAAAAAAAAGGGGCAACUGUAUCAUUGCCCGACUCGAUAACAAAUUUGAUUAUUUUGAUGUUUUCAGAAACUUUUUUUUUUGUAAUAAAAAAAAACAACAAAAAAAAAAAACAGGUAGCACAUUGAUAACUAGUCAGUUGUGAAACAGGAGAGAAAUUUGUGAAUGCAUUUAAUUUUAUUAUUUCUAGUCGAAUUGUUCAAUUAUGAAUUGUUAUGUUUUUUGAAAAAUGCCUAGCAGUAGCACAGCAACCCCCGUUUAAAAAAAAAAAAACCACCAAAAAAAACCAACAACAAAACAAACAAAAACACAAAACACAACAAAAUACAAUGACAGAAUCCAUCGAAUUUUCAAUUAGUUAUAGAAUCUGAAAGAUAUGAUCUAUUGCUAUAUGUUUGUGUUUUCUAUUGUUUAUUUUUUCGAGGACAUUGCCCACUUUGACAUACGAAAAAUAUUUCACUGUAAGAGAAAACUUAUCCGAAAGUGUUUAUUUUUAAACAAUCUUGUAAGUGUUUUAAACCAAAUUGAUGUUACAAAUUAUUUAAUGAGAUGUUCAUUAAAAAACAAAUAUACAUUUUAGCUGCAUUUACAUGUCUCAGCAGAAAGUUCAUAAAUGUGUUUUUAAUUCCAGCCUAUGACUUCUUCCGUAAAUAUUUUAACGAAGAGGUGAUGACCUUCGACUACAAGUGGCUGAGGUAAGGUGACAAUGUAAGAGAGAUUCAUUGCUGCAGCCUCCUUUUUAAACUAUUUUAUCGCCUGUUUGCAGAGCGUGGGCCUCAGACAUUUCAUGGGCCCAAGUUUGUUAUGGGAAAUAAUUUUAAACUAUUAACUUUGAUUGCAGUGCUUACAAAACGGAACCGUGGCAAGGGGUGGGGGUCUUCCAAAUCCCAUGACGGAUUUGCUGUUUUAGGCCCCUGAUCUAAAAACGAUAUGACGUAGGAACAAACACACGCUUGAAUAUAAAUACCAAAAAUAAAAGAAUACCGAAAAAAUGAAGAAACGUUGAAGAAUAAUGUAUAAUUUUAAUUAUAUCUAUUUUAUUUUCCUAAAAUUAACAUCUUAAAAAAUCUUUGUGACUUCGUUUACCUCUAAUCCCCUCCCCACCCACAAAAAAAAAGUUAAAAAAUCAAUAACCAACAAGAACAUAAUCCCAAACAACUCUCAUGAUGCAUCAGUGUGGUAGUAUCCAACUGCGAUAGAUCUGUGACAUAAACACACUAUGUAACUCAUUCAGGGCUAUGCAUCAGGAAGGUUUCACGGGUGUCCACGUAGACAACGUCUACAUGUCACGGGGCUCCAAGGAGUUGUUGACCAUGUGGACACCAAUAGGCGACGUCAGUAUCGAAAUGGGGGUGUUGGCCAUCUGUGAAGGCUCAAACAGCUUACCAAGGUAGGUUUAGUGAGGCUGACAGGUUGUGUGUAAAAUCUAACAAGUUCGGAUUCGUGAGGGCUCUCAAAUACGUUUUGUAUAAAGUAGGUUCAGACAGACUCCCAAAUUAAACGUUUCAUGUAUUUAGAGUAAAUUUAGUCACAAUCAUUAUUCUAUAUUGAAAUAUAAUAUAAUAUAUAUAUAUAUAUAUAUAUAUAUAUAUUAUAUAUAUAUUCCUCAGCUUUGAACGGUUGCAGUCAACAUACGGCCAAAUGGACGCAGAGGCUGUAGGACUAAAAGGUGUGUUUAUUUAUUUUUAUCAUAGUAAAGAUUACGAUUUACUUGGGUGGUGAUGUGUGAGCAUAUCCGCACACCACGAGAUAACACUAACACUGAUAGUUAAAUCAUUUAUAUAAGAGUUUAGUCAAAAAUGACAAGUAGUUCUACAGUGGGUCAUCCCCAUUACUAAAGGAAACAAUAUUUUUAUGUAGUCAAUCAUUGGAAGUACACAUAAUCUGAUCUCCUUAGCCGUAGCUGUUUUGGCUUAAUUUCCAUUGCGAUAUUUUUUCCCAUUUAAAAAAAAAUAAAUUCAUUUCAUCGCGUGCAGGGACGGGCUGGAUAACUGAAGAUCCAUUUGAGAUAACUGCAAAGUUUGGAGGGCAGUGGAAGACAGCAGACUUUCAAGCUGGGGAUGUUCUCAUAUUUAAUAUGAGGUAUGGAACAAUCUAGUUUAUGAAUGUGUAGUCUGUAUACAGGGGCGGGGCAGGAGGAAAGAAGUGUGUGUGAUGUUCUCAUAUUUAAUAUGAGGUAUGGAACAAUCUAGUUUAUGAAUGUGUAGUCUGUAUACAGGGGCGGGGCAGGAGGAAAGAAGUGUGUGUGGGGGGGGGGGGUGUCAUCUUUAAGUUGAAUGAAAAGUAAUGUUAUUAAAAACCGGAGAACUGACAUAAUUAAUUGUCUUAAUAUCGGCAGACAGUUUCAAAAUUACCAAUUAAUUAUUAAGUUCACUUUUAGCUGUGUUUAUUUAGCAUUUUUUGUCAAUGAAAGUUAUAAAAUUUAUUAAUUUUCAGGUGGGGGGAGAUCAACCCUUUGUCCCAUACUGCAGGCGCCGUUGUCUGUAUAAUGUAAAUAGCCUUAGGCUCAGUUCACGUGACCAAAUUCAUUUCAAAUUUUCUUUCAUACAUUUGAUGCGAUUUUUUGUAUGAACCCUGGUCACACCUUUCAAAUUAAUUUUUGAUAAAUUCUCAUUUUUGCCCCCAAAAAGAUACCACGCACAAAAUAGUGCGUUCAUAAAAAAAAUGUGACGCUAAUCUGAAGGAAAAUUUGAUCAUGUGAACUAAGGCUUACUGGCAUAAUAAUGGCAAAAAAAUAAAUGGGGUUAUUAACUUCAAAUAUACGUGGGGUCCAUUUAAUUGAAGUGUCAUAAGGAUAUAAAUAGUAUUAGACAUUGACGUGCUCGUGCUGUAAAACAUUUUUAAAGCACGAUUCUUUCUCCAGAACUGUUCACAUGUCUACAACAAAUACAACAAAGUUUGCCAGGAUAAGCUGUGAUACAAGGUAAGUUCAAAAUAUUGAAUGAAAAACAAAUAAUAAAGAUUUUCAAUGCAGAUAGUUCAGAAAAGGCUCUUCUAAAAUCAUCUUUAAAGCUAACGCAGUUAUCUGAGUAAAGAUAUAUAGGCUACCUAAUUCUAUCAUUCAAAAUAAUAAUAUAUAGAACUGCUUUUAAAAUGAGUCAAAUGUGUAAAAAUCAAUAAUCAGUGCAGUACUGCAUCUUGUGAUAGACUUAACCAAAAGUAAUUGAAUAUUAAAUGUUUAAAUUUAAUUGUUUUUUUUUUAAAAAUCAAGAUUUUCAUGUCCUUUUAAGCCAAAAUCCCUUUUUAAUCCUAGAUGGCAGCCCUUAAGUCAUCCAGUUGAUCCCAGAUUUUGUGGCAAUGUUGAGAUUUCAAAAUCCAAAUUUGGCUUGCUGAGCAAGAUGGAUGAUGAAAGUGUCCCGUUUUCCACCACAAUUGAACAGCUGAGAGCAAAAUGGGGAAUUUAAGCUCCACAUCAAAAUCGAAUUGGAAUAUUAAUGAGUAAACUAGCAGAGUGCAGCAAAUUAAUGAGUAAAAUAGGACAGCGCUUAUAACUACAUCAGUCUGAAUGUUGCUUUAUUUCCCAGCAGGUCUUUAGAUAUUUGUUUCCAUAAAAAAUAAUGACUGCUAUUUGAUGGUUUUAGAAGAGACAAUGGUUUAUGAAGAGUUUGAUUAUAAUGUUUAUUUAAUUUUUUUAAAUAAUUUAUUUCUUCUUAAUUUCUUCAUAUAAAAAAGAGUUUUGAAAUAAUUUGUAUAUAAAUACAUGGUAACAUCUUAUAGCCUUUAGCUUUUUAAUUAUAAGGCAGUGUAGUCCAAUGUUCACAUUUUUCUUUUGAUUAUAAGUUAAGGGAUUGUAGUCCAAUGUUCACAUUUCUCUCUUAAUUAUUAGAAAAAAACUAGAAACAAUGUACACGUUUGUUUAUUCUGGCAUUUAAAAAUAAUCUUGAUUUUUUAUUUAUUUACCAUUGUUGUUAAACUAUCAUCUCAUUUUUAUUAAAAGAUGUUUUCACUGCAUCAAAGAAUAAUUACACUUCCAAAUUAGUGUUUUCAAAUGAGUUACUAAUGAUUGAUAUCCUGGUAGUUGUAACUACAGUCUGUCUGACUUACAUCCCAUGUAUUUGAUUUCCAUAAAAUCUUGACAUUUUCUAUCAUCCAUAAAAUCUCAGAACAUUUUCUAUCAUUUUAUUUGGAACCAGCUGUGCUCUGUUGCCUGUAUUGAGGUCAGCCUUUCUUUGGGGUCAGUUUGUAGAAGUCUGUCUAAGAAGUGAAGCCCGUCUGAGAAUUGAAAACACUGAGUUAAUAAAUUAAACUGCACUGAGUUACAAAAGUGUAUCACUCCAGAUUAAUAUAAGAUUACAUUUCAGAAAUUUUUUUGAACACUGUGGGCAACUUACCAGCAUUAAUUUCUGAUAUACAAAUGUUACAAAACUUACCGGCAUCAAUUUCUGAUUUCCAAAUUUUACAAAACUUACUGGCAUCAAUUUCUGAUAUACAAAUGUUACAAAAAUUACCAGCAUUAAUAAAGAAUAUACAGAUAACUUUUUAAACAUGAGUCAUUUUGUAAAUAACAAAUAUAUAUAUAUUAAAAUUAUGUUUAUAAAUAUAUAUGUAUAGUCUUGUUGACCAUAUGACAUCGACCAGCAACCAGCUAAAUC